AUGGGGACACAAUGCGGCGGUGCUGAGUGUGGUGGGCAGCGGGCUCGGCGGGUAGCAGGCUCAGCGCUGUUGCAGCCUCCCGGCAAGGAGGCUUGUGAAGCGAAGGCGCCAGUGGAGGGCAGCAAAGAGGGGGCGACGUGGUCAGAGCGAAGGGCCCCGAGCGUCCGCAGGCCGCCGAAGCGGGUGGUGCUGAGCAGGGAGCGGUUUGUUUCCCAGGGACCCGUGACCUUUGAGGACGUCGCUGUCUAUUUCACCAAGGAGGAGUGGAAGAAACUGGCAGGAUGGCAGCGGGAGCUGUACCGCCACGUAAUGCUGGAGAACUACGAACUG
Terrapene triunguis (Three-toed box turtle) is the source of this 330-nucleotide messenger RNA. RefSeq names its product zinc finger protein 419-like. NCBI's taxonomy places the organism in Eukaryota, Metazoa, Chordata, Testudines, Emydidae. The annotation marks the transcript as partial. The transcript has 2 exons. The record is from RefSeq and is a predicted model, not a curated record. Gene Ontology annotation, biological process: regulation of DNA-templated transcription.